This is a messenger RNA of Callorhinus ursinus (northern fur seal), 2600 nucleotides long. The record is from RefSeq and is a predicted model, not a curated record. Lineage: Eukaryota; Metazoa; Chordata; Mammalia; Carnivora; Otariidae.
AACGCGCCGCGGCAGCCAUGUUGGACGCGGCCAGCACAGGGGCCGGCACCCAGGGGCUAUCGAAGCGGCUGUCACGAUGCUGGGGUUCCUGGUGUUGAGGAGAACAGCGCUGGCGCCGCGGCUCCUUCUCCAGCUGCUUAGGUCCCCAUCGCUCCGGAGUCACGGAAGUGCCUCCAGCCAGAGUGUGACCACCGCGGGCCGCGGGGAGCCGCAGUGGCUGAGGGCGGCCGUCGGGGGGCGCCCUGGAACAUCGUUGGCCUUCCUCCCCCGAGAAGGGGCAGCCACCUGGGGGCGCCAGGGAGGAUGCACCGAGACCCAGGGCCUCGUAGCCGCAACAUGGGGACGCCUUCCUAGCCCAGAAGAAACACUCCCGAGACAGGACAGCUGGAACGGGGUCCCCAGCAGGGCCGGACUGAGCAUGUGGGCCCUGGCCACGGCGCUGGUGGUUCACUGUUACAGCAAGAGCCCGUCCAACAAGGAUGCAGCCCUGAUGGAAGCUGCUCGCACCAACAAUGUCCAAGAAGUCAGCAGGCUCUUGUCGGAAGGUGCAGAUGUUAAUGCAAGGCACAGGCUUGGCUGGACAGCACUCAUGGUGGCAGCCAUCAGCCGAAAUGACAGUGUGGUGCAGAUCCUGCUUGCUGCUGGUGCUGACCCAAACCUUGGGGAUGAUUUCAGCAGUGUUUAUAAGACUGCCAAGGAGCAGGGAAUCCAUUCUUUGGAAGUCCUGGUCACCCGAGAGGAUGACUUCAACAACCGGCUGAACAACCGUGCCAGCUUCAAGGGCUGCACAGCCCUGCACUAUGCUGUCCUUGCUGAUGACUACCGCACUGUCAAGGAGCUACUUGAUGGAGGAGCCAACCCCCUGCAGAGGAAUGAAAUGGGACACACACCCUUGGAUUAUGCCCGAGAAGGGGAGGUGAUGAAGCUUCUGAGGACUUCUGAGGCAAAGUACCAGGAGAAGCAACGGAAGCGUGAGGCGGAGGAGCGGCGCCGCUUUCCCCUGGAGCAGCGGCUGAAGGAGCACAUCAUUGGCCAGGAGAGUGCCAUCGCCACAGUGGGUGCUGCGAUCCGGAGGAAGGAGAAUGGCUGGUACGAUGAAGAACACCCUCUGGUCUUCCUCUUUUUGGGAUCAUCUGGAAUAGGAAAAACAGAGCUGGCCAAGCAGACAGCCAAAUAUAUGCACAAAGAUGCCAAAAAGGGCUUCAUCAGGCUGGACAUGUCUGAGUUUCAAGAGCGGCAUGAGGUGGCCAAGUUUAUUGGAUCCCCACCAGGCUACAUUGGCCACGAGGAGGGUGGCCAGCUGACCAAGAAGCUGAAGCAGUGUCCCAAUGCUGUGGUGCUCUUCGACGAGGUGGACAAGGCCCAUCCAGAUGUGCUCACCAUCAUGCUGCAGCUGUUUGAUGAGGGCCGACUGACGGAUGGAAAAGGGAAGACCAUCGACUGCAAGGAUGCCAUCUUCAUCAUGACCUCCAAUGUGGCCAGUGACGAGAUCGCACAGCACGCACUGCAGCUGAGGCAAGAGGCUUUGGAGAUGAACCGUAACCGUAUCGCCGAAAACCUUGGGGAUGUCCAGAUUAAUGACAAGAUAACCAUCUCAAAGAACUUCAAGGAGAAUGUGAUACGCCCCAUCCUGAAAGCUCACUUCCGGAGGGAUGAGUUUCUGGGAAGAAUCAACGAGAUUGUCUACUUCCUCCCCUUCUGCCACUCAGAGCUCAUCCAACUUGUCAACAAGGAACUGAACUUCUGGGCCAAGAGAGCCAAGCAAAGGCACAACAUCACACUGCUCUGGGACCGCGAGGUGGCAGACGUGUUGGUCGACGGCUACAAUGUGCACUAUGGUGCCCGCUCCAUCAAGCAUGAGGUCGAGCGCCGUGUGGUGAACCAGCUGGCAGCCGCCUAUGAACAAGACCUGCUGCCGGGGGGCUGUACUCUGCGCAUCACUGUGGAGGACUCAGACAAACAGCUGCUCAAGAGCCCCGAACUGCCCUCACCCCCGGCUGAGAAACGUCCACCCAAGCUGCGGCUGGAGAUCAUCGACAAGGACAGCAAGACCCGCAAACUGGACAUCCGGGCCCCACUACACCCUGAGAAGGUGGCAGAGGCUCUGUUGUUUUGCUUUAGUAAAGAAACCAUAUCAGGAACAGUACAAUUGGAGUCAUCACCUGUCUUAACCUUUCAAUAACCCACUGCCAUUCUCCAAACACCUUCUGACUUCUGCAUGAGCCAGACAGGUGAGUUAAGAGGGUAAGUAACAGCAGUCGCCACCUCUGAAUUUUCAGGUCUUUGAUGGGUGUCUGAGUCUUACAUUUCCCCCAGCAAUGCAGUAUUGGUUUUUGUUUAUAAUUUUGAUAGGAAGUAAGCUGUAGGGCUUCCCCUUAGCCCUUUCAACCAUAAUAGCCAUAUUCCAUGGAUUAGAGUGACAUAUUCUGCCACUUGCUGAAUAUGCCUAAUCUAACUAUCCACUAUGGAACUACAAAAAUCAUGGGUUUAAAAAUGGGCUUGAGGACAGGACCGGCAGUGAGGUAGAUUAGAAUCAAAAGUCAGUUUUUCACUUGACUCCAUAAGCCUCCACUCUGAGUGGGGGAUCACGGUGCCAACUA